UCAAUAUCUCCUGUCCAUUCCACAUCGUGUUACUUUUUUUUGGCAAGAUUCAGAAUAAAUAUUUCAAAUCCCCCAGUUUUGACGGGAUGAAUGAUGGUUUUUAAACGGCGGUGGAAUUCGUCACUUGACAAACUUUCCAGCCAGCAUUUAGUCUGCGAAAGAUUUAUCACUCUCAGGGUAGUUAAAUAGCGGCACCUGCCCGCUCGCCGGUGCAGCAUUUCUCUGGCGUGCACACUGUUUCUGCAGCACUGCCCGGGACACUUCACAACUUUUCCUCGCAAAGAGGGAAGUGAUUGGGAUUGGGCACCAAGUGGAGGGGAUCACCUCACUUGUAGGCUGAGGGCGGGAUCCGCCCUCUCUCCCUCCACCCCUGAUCGAUCCGCCGCGCAGGGAGUUGAGGGCGGGCUGCCUGCUGGUGGGAGAGAGAGAGAGGGAGAGAGUGUGUGUGGUUUUAGCGCCAGGAGCUGGCGGGGACGGGACGAGGCGAAGGUCCCAGCAGCGGAUCCGGAGAUGCCCGCAACUUUCACUGGGACCCGCAGCCACCAACUCCCCUCAGCUCCCCUCAGCCCAUGGCGACCAUCGACUUCUCGGAGGUGGAAGCUUUCCUGGACCGGCACCCCGACCUCUUCGAGGAUUACCUGCUGAGGAAGGGCAAACGCGAGUCGGUCAGCAAGUGGCUGAAAGCUCACAAGGGGGUGAGGCAGGCGGGAGCCGGGCCACCCGACGCCCGGGUUGAUGCCACCCUCCGCCGUUCGUGCCAGAAGGAGCUGAGGAGGAGUUUCGCCCGCUCCCGGGCCAUGACCUGCCACCACACCUACGACGAGCUGGUGUUCCUGCGGGCUGCCGAGCGGGCCCCCAGCCCCGGGCGGCGGGCGCUGCUGCGGAAGGCCAGCUCGCUGCCGCCCACCCCCGCACACCUGCUCAGCGCCCUGCUGGAGUCUAGGGUCAGCGCCCCCCAGCACGCCUCGGCCGCCAGCCACCACAAGCGCUCGCUCAAGGAGGCCGACGAGCGGGGCUUCUUCCUGGAGCUGGUCAAGGACAUCUCCAACGAACUGGACCUGACCAGCCUCAGCUACAAGAUCCUCAUCAACCUGUGCAUCAUGGUGGACGCCGACCGUUGCUCCCUCUUCCUGGUCGAGGGGCCACCCCACAAGAAGAGGCUGGUCUCCAAGCUUUUCGACGUGCAUUCGGGGACCACGGUGGUGCCCUCGUCCAGCAUGGAGAACUCCAACGAGGUGCAGGUGCCCUGGGGCAAAGGAAUCAUUGGCUAUGUGGCUGAACACGGGGAGACGAUCAACAUGCCCGAUGCCUACGAGGAUCACCGGUUCAACGAUGAAAUUGACAAGCUGGCAGGUUAUAAGACGAAAUCCAUUCUGUGCAUGCCAAUUCAGAACUGUGAUGGGGAGAUUAUCGGGGUAGCACAAGCCAUCAACAAAAAUCCCUCUGGAGUACCAUUCACUGAAGAUGAUGAGAAAGUACUCCAGAUGUACUUGCCCUUCUGUGGAAUAUCUAUAUCAAAUGCCAAACUCUUUGCAGCAUCUCGCAAGGAAUAUGACAGAAGCAGGGCAUUACUGAAGGUUGUCAACGACUUGUUUGAAGAGCAAACAGAGUUGGAGAAGGUUGUCAGGAAAAUCAUGCAGCGAGCUCUGACCCUACUGCAAUGUGAACGAUGCUCUGUCCUCCUGCUGGAAGAUAUUGAGUCUCCCGUGGUGAAGUUUUCAAAGACUUUUGAACUGAUGUCUCCACUCUGUUGUGCAGAGAGUGAUAUCAGCAUGGAGAAAUUAUCCUGCUCUAGUUGGUUGAUAAACAACAGCAUUGCAGAGCUGGUUGCAUCAACGGGCCUUCCAGUGAAUAUCAGUGACGCCUAUCAGGACCCUCGCUUUGACACUGAGGCAGACCAGAUGUCUGGUUUUCACAUUCGCUCAGUGUUGUGUGUUCCCAUCUGGAAUAGUAAUCAUCAAAUCAUUGGAGUUGCUCAAAUACUUAACAGGUUGGAUAGGAAAACAUUUGAUGAUGCCGAUCAGAGAUUAUUUGAGGCCUUUGUCAUUUUCUGUGGUCUUGGCAUCAACAAUACAAUAAUGUACAAUGAAGUGAAGAAAUCCUGGGCUAAGCAAUCGGUGGCUCUUGAUUUGCUGUCCUACCAUGCAACAUGCUCAAAAGUAGAGGUUGAUCGACUGAAGGCUGCCAAACUUCCUACAGUGAGUGAGCUUGGAAUUGCUCAUUUUUCCUUCAAUGAUUUUUCCCUCGACAGCGAUGGAAUGAUCACAGCCUCGCUGAGAAUGUUCAUGGAGCUGGGAAUUGUGCAGAAAUUCAAAGUAGAUUAUGAGGUUCUGUGUCGCUGGCUGCUUACUGUGAGAAAAAAUUACCGUGCAGUUCCAUACCACAACUGGCGUCAUGCAUUUAAUGUUGCUCAAUGCAUGUUUGCAAUGAUUACAACUGCUGGUUUUCGGGAAAUUCUGACUGAUAUUGAAAUUUUAGCCUUGAUGGUGGGUUGCCUUUGCCAUGAUCUUGAUCACAGAGGAACAAACAACGCUUUUCAGGCAAAGAGUGGAUCUGCUUUAGCACAGCUGUAUGGGACAUCUGCCACUUUGGAACACCAUCAUUUCAACCAUGCUGUGAUGAUACUGCAGAGUGAGGGACACAACAUUUUUGCCAACCUUUCCUCCAAAGACUACAGUGAUUUGAUGCAGUUGCUGAAACAAGCUAUCCUGUCCACUGACCUCAUGCUGUAUUUUGAGUCGCGCUCUAAAUUCUUCGAGUAUGUCAUGUCUGGGGAACAUAACUGGUGUCUUGAGAAGCACAGACAAAUGUUGAGGUCUAUGCUAAUGACAGCCUGUGAUUUAGGAGCAGUUACCAAGCCUUGGGAGAUCUCUAAGCAGGUGGCUGAAUUGGUAACUAGUGAGUUCUUCGAGCAAGGGGACAGGGAGAGAGCUGAGCUGAAGCUGACACCAGCUGCUAUCUUUGACCGAAACAGGAAGGACGAGUUGCCAGGCCUUCAGCUGGAAUGGAUUGAUGGGAUUUGCAAGCCAUUGUUUGAGGCUUUGGCUGAACUGAAUGGAAGGAUUCAGCCCUUGGUGAAUGGAAUUAAUGCAAAUAGGACUAAGUGGGAGGAGCUUUAUACAAUGUACCGCCAGUCCCGUGGUGUCGCAGAUGCCGCUGAUCACACGCUGAAGAGUGAAGUAAUCAACUAGUGCAAUUCAGACCUUAACAUGUUUCUGGCCUGACCUUACACUACAUUAGGCAGUUUGACCCUCUGGCAGAUGGAAUGUUAAUGACAUUGAUGCAAAUGCUGUGAAUCAUCGAUAUUACUUUGGCUGCAGAAUGAACCUUCAGCAAUAUUACCAUAAAUCCCAUCUGCGUAGCUACUGAAGAAAAGAUGCAAAAUCAUUUUGCCCUCUGAUCAAAUCUUGGCUAUUGAAUGGAGAUCAACACUGCAGAUAUUCAACAAGAAAAUCAGCAAUCACCAGUCAUGGACCAUUUCACAUGUAUCCCAUCAUGCACCACUAUGUUUGCUACCUAAGAGCAUCCAGUAAUUACUGUGGUGAUUAAAAUCAUAAUCUGCCAUCUGCUACAGAAACAUUCUUUCGGUGCUUCAAAAGAAAUCUGCUACUGGUUGGACAGCUUUAUUAAAGUGAAUUCUAGUUAAAUCUGUUGGCAGCAGGGUACGCUGUCAGACUGACAAUGGCUUAUUGAUGUUCAAGGCAAGAUGCUCUUCUGACAAGUAACUGCUCUCAGAACUCAGCAUUCUGGGAUAGAUCCAAGGGACUCCAUUUAAAAUGUCAUUCCAGAAACAUUUUUGAAUAUCAAUUGAGGCAUCAAUUUCUCAUCAGUUUUCUGCGGCAUCGAUCAUCUGUCUGAAUCAGUCUUUUAAUAGAAGGGUUAAUGCUGCAUCCUUAGGUCAGAGUGGAUACAAUGUGGUUUCCAAAUUUAGCUACCGCCAGUUUUACAGAUUAUACUGAAUGAUGUUGUCACAUGAUCUGUAACCAGUCCUUGCACUUCCCGUUGUUGGGGAGGUGUCAUUUUCAUCAUCUUAAGCCAUGGAUGACUGAUCAAAAUCUAUGUUAAUUUAGUAGGACUAGAAGAUGGGAUAUGUAACUGACUUAGUUUAAGGACCACAAUGUUUUCAGACAGUAAUAUCAGAUAUUUAAAGCACACCUACUGCUCCUCCAAUGAUCAAUGAGUGAAGACAGUGCUUUGUUUGCGAGUGAGCCUGUCACAAGAAGAUGAAGUGUUCUGUUUGAAUUAAGAUAAUCUCGUGGGUCAACAUUAGCACAUCAGCAGAACUAAAAUAAUUGAUCUCAGUACUUAUGGACAAAUGAGACAGAAAAUCAUGCAACUGUGGUUUAGCAAUAGCUGAAAGAAAGCAAUAUGUAUACUUGAGGUAUGUAUAGUAUCAAAUUCACCUGUAACAUCCGGUAAAUUAAACAGGGGUUGUCACUUGCAUACUGAAUUGGAAUGCGGGUUAAAUAAUGGAGAUACCCAAGGGAAGGCCCACAGCAUGAAGCACUAAUUAUUGAAGAGAGAAAAACUGAUGAGAAAAGUAAAUAUAUUUUGUAACUGAGCUGUAUUAGGUGAGAAUAAGAAUUCUCUUAAUAUAUUGACUUUAAGAUUAUUGAAUCAUCUUAGAAAUAUUAAAGAGAAAGAAAGAUCACAAGACAAGGGAGCAGAAGUAGGCCAUUUGGCCCAUUGAGUCUGCUCCAAGGAAAAGGGAAAAAAGAAAAAGAAAUGAGAAAUUGGGGGGGGGGGGGGGGCAGGUGAAAAAAAACACACUAUUCUAACCCCAAUUUCUGGCCUUAUCCCCAAAGAUGAAUUUAUAUUGUGCAUACACAAUCUCAAGACAUUUCAGUGCUUUACAACCAAUGAGAUACUGUUAACAUGUAGUCACUGUUGUUAAAUAGGUAAUUGUAACGAAAUAGAGCAUGAUGUUUGCCUGCUUUUGCACUGAGUAUUAAAGGUGCAAUCCUUCUAUCACAUACCUACAAGCACUGGGACUUUAACAUAGUCUCCAAACCACAUUCUCCGUCAAUGCAGCCUCCCUACUGGGAGUAUGGGAUAGAAGGAUUAGGAUUAACCUUAAAUAAAUGCUUACUUUUGGAGAUCUGCCAACGUCACUUAAAUUAUGCUGUUACUUUUAGUUAAUAGUUAAACAUAAGCAACGGCCAAGCUCAGCCGAUCAUGCCCUGAUCCUGGAGGUGUAAGGUGAAAGGGGCAAGUUCCACUCUAAGACUUGAGGGCGUUAUCUGAGCAGCCACUUCAUCACAGUGUUGGAAGGAGUGCUGCACUGGUGAAGAUCAUAUCUAAGAGUCUUUUAAAUGUCCCUAUUGUAUCAGCCUCUAUCACCACCUCUGGCAGUGCGUUCCAGGCACACACCACUCUCUGUGUAAAAAAACCUACCUCUGAUAUCUUCCCUAAACUUUCCUCCUCUGACCUUAAACGGGUGUCCUCUGGUAUUCGCCAUUGCUACCCUGGGCAAAAGGCGCUGGCUGUCCACUCUAUCUGUGCCCCUCAUAAUCUUAUACACCUCUAUCAAGUCGCCUCUCAUCCUGCGUUGCUCCAAGAGAAAAGCCCGAGCUCACUCAACCUUUCCUCAUAAGACGUGUUCUCUAAUCCAGGCGGCAUCCUGGUAAAUCUCCUCUGCACCCUCUCCAAAGCUUCCACAUCCUUACAAUGAGGUGACCAGAAAUGAACACAAUACUCUGAGUGUGGUCUAACAAGAGUUUUAUAGAGCUGCAACAUUACCUCGUGGCUCUUGAACUCAAUCCCCCGACUAAUGAAGGCCAGCACACCAUAUGCCUUCUUAACCACACCAUCAGCUUGCGUGGCAACUUUGAGGGAUCUACGUACUUGGACCCCAAGAUCCCUCUGUUCCUCCACACUGCUGAAAAUCUUGCCAUUAACCUUGUACUACACCUUCAAGUUCUUUCUUCCAAAGUGUACCACUUCACAAUUUUCCGGAUUGAACUCCAUCUGCCACUUCUCCACCCAACUCUGCAUCCUAUCAGUGACCUGUUGUAACCUACAGCAACCUUCUGCACUAUCUACAACACCUCCAACCUUCGUGUCAUCUGCAAGCUUACUAACCCAUGCCUCCACUUCCUCAUCCAAGUCAGUUAUAAAAAUCACGAAGAGUAGGGGGUCUCAGAAUAGAUCCCUGCAGAAUACCACUAGUCACUGACCUCCAGGCAGAAUACUCUCCAUCUACAACCACCCUCUGCCUUCUGUGGACAAGCCAAUUCUGAAUCCAUUCAGCCAAGUCUCCAUGGAUCCAUGCCUCAUGGCCUACCAUGGGGAACCUUGUCAAAUGCCUCACUAAAGUCCAUAUUCACCACAUCCACCACUCUACCUUCAUCAAUUUAUUUUGUCACCUCCUUGAAAAGCUCAAUUAGACUCAUGAGACAUAACCUGCCCCUCACAAAGCCAUACUGACUAUCCCUAAUAAGACUAUGCUUGCCCACCACUGACGUAAGACUCACUGGUCUAUAAUUCCCAGGAUUAUCCCUAUUGCCUUUCUUGAACAAGUGAACAACGUUAGCCAUCCUCCAAUCCUCUGGUACCACUCCUAUGGCCAGGGAGGAAGCAAAUAUCAUCAUCAACGCCCCAGCAAUCUCUUCCCUUGCCUCCCAUAGUAACCUGGUGUAUAUCCCAUCCGGUCCAGAAGACUUAUCUACCCUAAUGUUUUUCAGAAGCUCCAACACUACCUCUUUCUUAACCUCAACGUGCUCCAGCACGUUAGCCUGUUCUAUGCUGACCUCACAAUCGUCAAAGUCUCCCUAGUGAACACUGAAGCAAAAUAUUCUUUAAGGACCUCCCCUGCCUCCUCCACCUCCAGGCACAUUUUUCCCCCUUUAUCUCUGAGCGGUCCUACCCUCACUCUAGUCAUCCUCCUGUUCUUUACGUAUGUGUAGAAUGCCUUGAGGUUUUCCUUAAUUCUACCUGCUAAGGCCCUCUCAUGUCCCUUUACAGCUCUCCUAAGUCCCUUCUUAAGAUCCUUCCUGGUUACCUUAUAAUUCUCCAGAGCCCUGCCUUAUUUUUGCUUCAUAAACCUUAAGUAUGCUUCCUUCUUCCUCUUGACUAAAUAUUCCACCUCUCUUGUCAACCAUGGCUCCUUUACCCUGCCAUCCUUUCCCUGUCUCAGUGGGACAAACCUAUCCAGAACUCCAUGCAAGUGUUCCUUAAACAGCCUCCACAUUUCUUCUGUGCAUUUUCCUGAGAACGUCUGUUCCCAAUUUAUGCUCCCAAUUUCCUGCCUAAUACUGUUGUAAUUAGCCUUCACCAAUUAAAAAUUUUCCCAUAUUGUCUGCUGCUAUCCGUGUCCAUGGCUACGCUAAAGGUCAGGGAGUUGCGGUCACUAUCCAUGAAAUGCACGCCCACCGAGAGGUCUGUCACCUGACCAGAUUCAUUGCCUAGUACUAGAUCCAGUAUGGCCUCUCCUGUAGUCGGCCUAUCCACAUACUGUGUCAGGAAUCCUUCCUGAACACACCUAACAAAUUCUGCCCCAUCUAAACCUUUUGCACUAAGGAGGUGCCAAUCAAUAUUAGGGAAGUUGAAGUCUCCCAUGACAACAACCCUGUUAUUUUUGCACCUUUCCAAACUCUGCCUACUUAUCUGUUCCUCAGUGUCCCAGUGGCUACUGGGGCCUGUAGAAUACUUCCAAUAGAGUGAUCACUCCCUUCCUGUUUCUGACUUCCACCCACACUGACUCAGUAGAUGGUCCCUCCACGAUGUCCUCCCUUUCUGCAGCUGUGAUACUGUCCCUGAUUAGCAAUGCCACUCCCCCACCAUUUUUACCUCUCUCUCUGUCCCUUUUGAAACAUUUGAACCCUGGAAUAUCAAGCAGCCAAUCCUACCCUUGAGACACCCAAGCCUCUGUAAUGGCCACAACAGCAUAAUUCCACGAACUGAUCUAUGCUCUAAGUUCAUCACCCUUAUUCUUAGUACUUCUCGCAUUAAAGUAAACACAUUUCAACCCAUCCAACUGACAGCGUUUAUGAACUACCUACUGUCUAUCCUUCCUCACAGUCUCUCUACACAAUGCAUCUACUUUUACACCAACUGCUCCAUCAUCUGACCUAACACUCUGGCUCCCAUCCCCCUGCCAACCUAGUUUAAACCCUCUCCAACAGCUCUAGCAAACCUGCCCGCAAGGACAUUGGUCUCUCUCAAGUUCAGGUGUAACCCAACCCUUUUGUACAGGUCAUACCUUCCCCAGAGAGAUCCCAGUGAUCCACAAAUCUGAAACCCUGCCUCCUGCACCAACUCUUCAGCUACGCAUUCAUCUGCCAUAUCAUGCUAUUCAGUGGACAUUAAAUUUAACUCAUUUGUUAAAUUUCUUAGAUUCACUAAAAGUAUUAUAUGGUACUGAAAGAAAAGGAACAUUUCAUACUGUUGGUACAUUAUUGGCUGUAAUUGUAAAGAAAAAUCAAAGGAUUCAUGCAAAAAAGGAACAAAAUGCACAGCAAAACCCUUGACAAUAGUGCCUACACACCGUAACCAUGCUAUUUUUGGGAAUUCCCUGGAAAAUAGCUGGGCAACCAGAACUGAGGUGUGUAGCAUGAGCCAAUCAUUUUCACAUUCAAUAUACGUUCCUUUUGGCUUAUGAGAUAGCUAUAAAGCAAUUUUUAAUUGGGUCUAUAGAAUGGCCUGACGUAAUGACUGUAAAUCUUGGAUUAAAUACCUUAAGGGGUGCUUGAUCAAAUAAAAAAACUGCUAUGAUUGAUAUAACUGACUACCAAGAUGCACUGAGGAAAACAUACAUUAACAAUUAUGCACGUAAUUUUGGAACGCAGCUGUUAACAAGAAGAGGUGAAGUACCACAACAUAAAAACAUUACAGGAUCAUAAAUUGGAGCAAGGGCCACUUUUAAGAGCAUGUGCUUCAAAAUAAACUUGCAAGUUUCUGACAGAUUAAAAUGGUAACUACAAAACUAUUUAAAAGGAAUCAAAAUAAGAAAAAUAUUUUUCUUCUCGUUUUAUUCAAGUAAGGAAUGUUAACAAUUUUGCUGAUUGUAUGUUAUUGUGCAUGCCUCAAUCCUUUUAACAAUCUUGACGGAACAUUUUAUACUGCCUGUAUUUGCACUGUAAUUUCAAAUAUUGCUUGUCCUGUACUCUACAGCAUGAAAUUGGUUGCAACUACAUUUUGGACUAUUUAUUUAGACAUGUUUAAUUUGGACAAGUCAGUCAUAGAUUCAGUUCCUUGUUCAUGUAGCUGUUGAAUUAACAUUUAAUGAGACUUUGAUUAAUUGUUUUCAUGCUGGAGUAUUGCUUCACAGGGCAUUUGUUUCCUCUACAUGUAUAUUUACAUUUAUCUAAUUCCCCGUGGUCCAGUAGAAUAAAAAA
Molecule: messenger RNA, 9335 nt
Organism: Pristis pectinata (smalltooth sawfish)
Lineage: Eukaryota; Metazoa; Chordata; Chondrichthyes; Rhinopristiformes; Pristidae
Product: dual 3',5'-cyclic-AMP and -GMP phosphodiesterase 11A-like
Exons: 20
Coding region: 570-3191 (873 amino acids)
Biological process (GO): signal transduction
Molecular function (GO): 3',5'-cyclic-nucleotide phosphodiesterase activity; protein binding
Source: RefSeq, a predicted model, not a curated record